AUGGAUUACGACCUAGGUGAAUAUCGCCGCGAAGUGACUACUUCGAACCAGGAUGCUCAAGUAUGGUUCACCCGAGGUCUGAUUUGGGCAUAUGCCUUCAACCAUGAAGAGUCCGUCCGAUGUUUCGAGCAGGUCGUCGCCCUUGACCCGUCCUGCGCAAUGGGCCACUGGGGCAUCGCGUUCGCCCUGGGCCCAAACUACAAUAAGCCGUGGAAACUGUUUGAUGGGGAGGACCUUCAGGCGACGACAACACGCGCGCAUCGCGCUAUCAUGCAGGCGAAGAAGCUUGGCCCCGAAGUGACCGACUUGGAAAAUGCGCUAAUCGAUGCGCUCGCGGCCCGAUACCCGCAAGCAGAGCCCGGGGAUUGUGAUGAGUGGAACAGAGACUAUGCAAAGGCUAUGGAGAGCGUCCAUGAUAAAUGGCAGGAUGACCUUGAUGUCACAGCGCUGUAUUGCGACGCGUUGAUGAACAUCACCCCCUGGGGCCUGUGGGACCUGAAAACCGGCCAACCGGCCCCGGGAACGAAAACGCUUCUAAUCAAGAAAAUCCUGGAUCGAGCUUUGGAGCGUGAUGAAACGCUUGAUCAUCCGGGUAUUCUCCAUCUGUAUAUUCAUCUCAUGGAGAUGUCUCCGACCCCGGAAAUUGCCCUCCACAUCGCGGAUUACCUCCGCGGUUUGGUCCCCGAUGCUGGCCAUCUUGAGCACAUGCCCACUCAUAUUGAUAUUCUGUGUGGCGAAUACCGACGGGCAAUUGCGUCAAAUACGGCUGCUAUUCGGGCGGAUGAAAAGUUCCUUGCAAAUCAGCCUGUCGGGCACUUCUACAAUCUUUACCGGGCACAUGACUAUCAUUUCAAAAUGUAUGCUGCCAUGCUGGGUGGCCAGUCCAAAGUUGCAAUCGAGACCGGGGCUGAGCUCGCGCAGGUAAUCACUGAGCCUCUUUUGCGGGUUGAGUCGCCGCCCAUGGCAGAUUGGCUGGAAGGGUUUGUUGGCCUGCAAAUGCAUGCAUUUAUACGCUUUGGUCGUUGGGAGAAUAUCAUUGCUCUAGAAUUACCGUCUGACGCAGCUUUGUAUUGUGUCACGACGGCAAUGAUGCACUAUGCGAAAGGCGUGGCGUUCGCGGCGACGGAACGUGUCCCCGAAGCAGAAUCCGAGCGCAAACUGUUCCAUGAAUCAUUGAAGGGAAUUCCUGCUUCACGAACCAUAUUUAACAACCGGUGCAUUGAUAUCCUCAACGUUGGAUCAGCAAUGCUGGAUGGAGAAAUUGCAUAUCGCCGCGGCGAAUACGAUUCUGCGUUUGCCCAUCUUCGAGAAGCUGCCAAACGGGACGAUACGCUCCCUUAUGAUGAACCGUGGGGCUGGAUGCAACCGACACGCCAUGCGCUCGGGGCUUUAUUGCUUGAGCAGGACCGGGUUAGUGAAGCUCUGGCUGUCUAUGCAGCUGACCUGGGAAUUGACACAACCCUACCGCGUGCACUGAGACAUCCCAACAAUGUUUGGGCCUCGCAUGGAUAUCACGAGUGUUUGAUCAAACUUGGUCGGAAGGCCGAGGCGCGCGUUUUCGCUCCACAGCUGAGACUCACCCUGGCUAUGGCCGAUGUGCCCAUUAAGUCUUCUUGUUAUUGUCGAAAGACGAUGUGA
Penicillium olsonii is the source of this 1638-nucleotide messenger RNA. NCBI's taxonomy places the organism in Eukaryota, Fungi, Ascomycota, Eurotiomycetes, Eurotiales, Aspergillaceae. The record is from the annotation of a GenBank genome assembly.